Molecule: messenger RNA, 2177 nt
Organism: Heterocephalus glaber (naked mole-rat)
Lineage: Eukaryota; Metazoa; Chordata; Mammalia; Rodentia; Bathyergidae
Gene: Socs3
Product: suppressor of cytokine signaling 3
Biological process (GO): intracellular signal transduction; phosphatidylinositol phosphate biosynthetic process
Cellular component (GO): phosphatidylinositol 3-kinase complex
Molecular function (GO): 1-phosphatidylinositol-3-kinase regulator activity
Source: RefSeq, a predicted model, not a curated record
AAUACCCGCGCGCGCGGCCUCGGCCGUGGCUCUGACUCCGACUCCGGCCCCGCUUGUCGCCGGCCCGGCCCAGCUCCCGCCGCGGCCCCUCGUCUAGUCUCCGCCGGGUCGCCCCCGGGGACGUCGAGGCCCGAGGGACGCGCGCAAGAGGGCGCCUUUGUGGACUUCACGGCCGCCAACAUCUGGGUACUGAGCGGGCCACCGCUGGCCACCGCGCCGCCGCCUCGCUUCGGGGACCGUAGAAGGCGAAGCCCCGAGGCCGGAGACUUCGGUUCGGGACGAGCCCCCCGGGAUGCGGUAGCGGCCGCUGUGCGGAGGCCGCGAAGCAGCUGCAGCCGCCGCCGCGCAGACCCACGCUGGCUCCGUGCGCCAUGGUCACCCACAGCAAGUUUCCCGCCGCCGGGAUGAGCCGCCCCCUGGACACCAGCCUGCGCCUCAAGACCUUCAGCUCCAAGAGCGAGUACCAGCUGGUGGUGAACGCAGUGCGCAAGUUGCAGGAGAGCGGUUUCUACUGGAGCGCCGUGACCGGCGGCGAGGCAAACCUGCUGCUCAGCGCCGAGCCGGCCGGCACCUUCCUCAUCCGCGACAGCUCGGACCAGCGCCACUUCUUCACGCUGAGCGUCAAGACCCAGUCCGGGACGAAGAACCUUCGCAUCCAAUGCGAGGGUGGCAGCUUCUCGCUCCAGAGCGACCCGCGGAGCACGCAGCCCGUGCCCCGCUUCGACUGCGUGCUCAAACUGGUGCACCACUACAUGCCGCCCCCCGGCGCCUCCUCCUCGCCCCCUUCCGAACCCUCCUCGCCCUCCGAGGAGCCUGAACAGCAGCCGCCUGCCCAGCCGCCUCCAGGGAGCCCUCCCAGGAAAGCCUAUUACAUCUACUCGGGGGGCGAGAAGAUCCCCCUGGUGUUGAGCCGGCCCCUCUCCUCCAACGUGGCCACCCUUCAGCAUCUCUGUCGGAAGACUGUCAAUGGGCACCUGGACUCUUACGAGAAAGUCACCCAGCUGCCGGGGCCCAUCCGGGAGUUCCUGGACCAGUACGAUGCGCCCCUUUAAAGGGCAAAGGGCGGAGGUGGGGAGAGGGGCUUGAGUCCCCCUUCUUCCGUGGCACAUGGCACAAGCACAAAAAUCCAGCCGAGAGUCCAGUGCCUCCGGGUGAGCUGGGGGGGGGGGGGGCCGGAUAGGCCCCUCCCUCCGGCCUUCCCCCCUGCCGAAGGGCUGGCGAGACCUGGAAUGUGUUUGAGGGAGGGGAAACGCCACCUGGGCUCCCCUCCCCCACCCCAGCUUCUCCGAGGAGCCGGCUGGCCCUGGGACAAUAGCAGCGACAAGUGGAUUCUCCUCUUCCCUUCCUCCACUCCCCCUCUGCUUCCCAGCUGGGAAGUGUUGAACUAAGAAAACUGCUGGGAAUCUUCAAACUUUCCAACGGAACUUGUGCUUUGAUUUGGUUUAAACCUGAGCAGGGCCAGGGGCCUGGGAUAGAGGAUGGAAAGAGGGUGCUUGAGGGGCCCCAAGCUGCGCUGGCCCAGGAAACGGCUACUCCUACGCCCAGCCCAGGUGAAGAGGGGGCUGUGUGCUCCACUGCUGGGUGUAGGAGAAGGGCAAGGGGCGACCUGAAAGGAAGUCCUGGUGCCCCAGCCCCUCCCCCAUUUGAAGGAGGAAGUGGCAUUUGGAGGGGCGGAUGGCCUGGUCAGUGAGCCUCCCUUUCCUGCCCAAGCUGUAUUUCCCAGCACCUGGCCAUGCAGGUGGAGGAGAUGCGCCAUCUUUGAUCCCAAAAGAUGGAUUCGACUUUGUGCCUACUGACUAUGUCUGGCUAGAGAUUUGCCUUAAAUGCUCCCUGUCCUGUGGAUAGGGACUGGCACACGAGGAGCCCCAGUCUGCCCAUCCAGGCAGAGAGGCCUAGGGAUUCUCCAAGGGCACCCAGCCAGCCACUGGCCAGAGGAUGGGGUGGGUGGGGGGCAGAGACCCACGCCUUCCAGCCCGGCUCCCAGCUCCAGUAGAAUGUUAGCCUGUUGGUAUUGGCCAAUCCUAGGCGCCUCGUGGUCAGAGCAGAGCCACCAGGUCCCACAGCCCCCUAGGCCCUGCACAGCCCUCCCCCCUCACUUGGGGUGGGGGGGCAGGAAGUCAUCCAGGCACCUGCCACUCCAGCUGCUCUGGCUCUGCAAUAGCACUGAUCCUUGACAC